Molecule: messenger RNA, 1665 nt
Organism: Penicillium canariense
Lineage: Eukaryota; Fungi; Ascomycota; Eurotiomycetes; Eurotiales; Aspergillaceae
Product: glycoside hydrolase family 72 protein
Exons: 3
Coding region: 1-1665 (554 amino acids)
Biological process (GO): fungal-type cell wall (1->3)-beta-D-glucan biosynthetic process
Cellular component (GO): cytoplasm; fungal-type cell wall
Molecular function (GO): 1,3-beta-glucanosyltransferase activity
Source: RefSeq, a predicted model, not a curated record
AUGCAGCUGUUUGCCAUUGCGGCUGCUUCCUUGCUGGUUGGGGGAGUUAUUGCUAGUACCCCAAACAUCGCAAUCAAGGCAAGUCCCAUGGUUCGUGCCGAAAAGACCCGGUUGCUAAUUACCUUGUCCCUUCAGGGCUCCAAGUUCUUCUACUCCAAUAAUGGAACCGAAUUCUACAUUCGAGGCGUAGCCUAUCAGGAGAACUACAACGGCGGGGGUUCUAAUGGCACUGGCCAGACCAGCGACUUGGGUUACACGGACCCCCUCGCCAAUGCCACCAGCUGUGCGCGUGAUAUUCCCUACCUCACCCAGUUGCGCACAAACGUUAUCCGAACGUACACGGUUGACCCAACCCAGAACCAUGAUGACUGUAUGCAGCAGCUGGCCGAUGCUGGCAUCUAUGUCAUCACUGAUCUGGCCUCGCCUGAUGUGUCUAUCGAGGCCGACUCCCCGGUCUGGACAGUUGAUCAGUACGAGCGGUACACAAGUGUUAUCGAUGCUUUCCAAAAGUACGACAAUGUCAUCGGCUUUUUUGCCGGUAACGAGGUUGUCAGCACACCCAACCAGACGGAUGCCGCGGCCUUUGUGAAGGCUGCUGCUAGAGACAUGAAGUCGUAUAUUAAGAGCAAGGGCUACCGGGAUACACUGGCUAUUGGCUACGCCACCACUGAUCAAGAAGACAUCCGGACAUUGCUGUCAAGCUAUCUCAAUUGUGGAGAUCAAUCGAGUGCCAUUGACUUCUUCGGGUACAACAUCUACGAAUGGUGUGGUGACCAGACUUAUCAGGCAUCUGGAUAUGAAGACCGAACCAAUGAAUACAGCAACUACUCCAUCCCUGUCUUCUUCUCGGAGUACGGUUGCAACACUGUGAAGCCUCGCAAGUUCACCGAUGUGCCUGUGCUCUUCGGUCCUGAGAUGAACGAUGUCUGGAGCGGUGGUAUCGUCUAUAUGUACUUCGAGACUGACAAUGACUACGGGCUGGUGUCUGUGGACGGCAACUCCGUUUCUACCGAAGUCGACUUUGGCUAUUACUCCAAGGAAAUCCAGAGCGCAACUGCUACCGGCACCAACAGUGCUAGCUACUCCGCCACCAAUUCACCGCGCGCAUGCCCCACUGUCGACGGCAUCAACUGGCUGGCGGAAUCCAGCCCUUUGCCACCUACUCCUAACCAGCAACUCUGCUCCUGCGUGGUGGAUACCUUGUCAUGCGUUGUCAGCGACUCGGUGGAUGCAAAGGACUACGGCGACCUCUUUGCCGAGGUCUGUGGGUAUGGUGCGCACAUCUGUGAAGGCAUCGCACACAACGCAACCGCUGGAGACUAUGGCGCCUACAGCGUCUGCUCUAGCAAGGACCAGCUGUCGGUGGCAUUCAAUGCCUACUACCAGAGCCAGAAAAAGGUGAAAACAGCCUGCGAUUUCAAGGGCGCAGCCAAGAUUCAGUCAGCGCAGGAAGCUUCGGGAAGUUGCGUGUCCCUCGUUAGCCAGGCUGCUGGUACGGCUGGAACAGGCACAGGUACAUCUACUGGGGGCGCCGCCAGCACAUCUACGUCUAAGGGAGCUGCUGCUCAUGUGGUUAGCCCAACUGCCGUUUAUGUGAAUGGCUGGUUCGGGAUGGCAUCUUUUGUUGUGGCUGCAUUGACUGGCUCCCUCAUGGUGGUCCUCUAA